AUUGAUGAUAGGUUUUUAUAGUGGUCCUCUGAUAAUCUUGACACAGUGUAAGCCUGUGCAUUUCAAACACUUGAGGCCACAUUUGAGGAGACUAACAAUUCCUGUUUUUCUUCUAGUAAUCAAAUUGGAGAAGCAUUUCCACUUUUUAAAAAGGUAUCUUCAAACUACUUUGAUAUUUGUUCAGCUAUCCCAAUGGGAUUUUGGCUUAGUAAAUCUGCUAGUCAGAUAUCUGCUAUACAAAUGAAUUCAAAAGUGGAUGGUCAUUUAAUGAGUGUGACUGAGCAAAGCAGGCUGGAACCAGUGACUCGGUUAUUUCAAAACACCAAUAAAAUAAGAUUAGAAGACAGAAACCAAGAAAACUUCACAAGAAUUGAAGGGACUGGCACCAAAUGUUUUUCAGAGAAAGCUUUGACUCCAGUAAUAUAUGUUAAAGAAAGUGAUGGAAUCGAAAUGACUGAUGUGGAAUGAAGUCAUUUGUACAUAUUUCCAAAGAAACCAGAAAUGCUUUUGAUUAAGAGGAAGUUUGGAUGAGAUUAUUAGAGAAACAACAAAAUGAAUUCAUGAAUCAUCUUAGACUACAGUUUUGAUAGUCUAUACCCAAAAGCAAUUGCUUUAGGGAAAAAAGCCUUUCCAAAAUUUAAAACAUGUUUCUCUAGGAUUAUGUUCUAGCCUUGGUAAAAACCAGAGGUUGUUGGGUUUUGUUUUUUUUUAAGUAACAAUGUUUGUUUGGCACCAAAACAUCUAAUUUCUUUAAAAAGUUUUUUUUUAAUUACCCAAGUAAUUUGACAUGAGUGUUUCAUACUAUUUCUAGUACACUAUUGUGUGUUGUACUGACAGCUUGGGAUUUUUGCUUUAAGAUACUGUAUCUUUGUACAUUUUACAUUUUUUAGUAUAAAAGCUCACUGCAGAUAAUCUGCAAAAGACAAGUUAAUUGUAUGUUAUCAGGAACACUUCGCAUUUCAAACCUCUUAUUCCUCAUGUUGAAUCUAUUUCCAUAUUAGGAAAUAGCUCUUUCCAAGUGUAAUAGUUCAUCUUGCAGAUGCUGUCAGUUUAUACUACCUUUACUUAAAGAAGAAAAAAAAAACCUGUGGAAAAAAUUAUUUUAUGCCAGUGUUUGAAAUAUCUGGUAGUUUGAAACAACAGUAUUAUCCUUGUAAUGUUAGGUGAAAUCAAAACUAUUCCGUAUCCAGAUAUAUAUUAAACUUUUUGUAUUCUGUA
Molecule: messenger RNA, 1218 nt
Organism: Perognathus longimembris pacificus (Pacific pocket mouse)
Lineage: Eukaryota; Metazoa; Chordata; Mammalia; Rodentia; Heteromyidae
Gene: C8H2orf15
Product: chromosome 8 C2orf15 homolog
Exons: 2
Coding region: 193-468 (91 amino acids)
Source: RefSeq, a predicted model, not a curated record